GCAGGAUACAUUUUUCUCCGUGAGCAAAACAGCGUUUUUUAUUGAUCACUAUCUUUUUAGUUUCGUUGUUUUCAUCUUCCUUUACAAUAUCAGCGAGGAAAGAAGUAUUUUCAUCACGAAUUUUCUCUAUUACCCCAUACUGUUGACGUUUACGCUUCUACAAUGGAAUCUAUCCGCCCUCAGCGACUUCAACCAGGGAUAGGAUUUGGAGCUGGAUCGACUGGGACCCUACGGUCCUCUCUCCGGCCCGGGGUUACAGUGCCAACCGCACCUCUACUGCCUCCCCCGGCCUCUCUAUUCGCUCCUUCCGGGCCGCCCCCGCCGCUUCAACUCCACAGUCUUCACGGCACUAUUGGGAGUGCAGGGCUCGGAACAGGGAUGGCUGGAUUCGGUCUAUGUAAUCCAGGGAACCCGGCAGUCUUGAAGGAGGCGGUGGAGGCUGUUGUUCGGAGCUUUGCGAAGCAUACGCAGGGCUAUGGCAGAGGUAACCUGGAAAAAAUUCGGCGCAGAAUUUAGGUCCUCCGAUUUUCCCUGGUAGUGGUUCAAAUGUAACCCACGGUAACUGUGAUUAAGAUAACAAAUGGGAUUAAAAUAGCCUGCAACAUGCAGAUUGUGUCACCAAAACUGACCAUCCAGUUUAUAACAGUAGGCUACAUUAACAUACUGAGUUUAUUAUAGCCUAUAUUUUUGUCAUAUCUAGCCUAAUGACUACAGGAUACAGUUGUGUGCUCAAUUUACAUAGCACUUGGGCACUCCAUUCGAAAUUUGACACUUCAAGUCACCCACAAUGCUUUAGACUUAGCCUACAUGUCAUACUAUCAUCCAAAAAACCCUAUCAAUUAAAUGUGGGUAGACCUGUUCAAUUUUCAUUAACAGAAUUAUUCUGAUGUUACAUACUCUUUAUUCAUUUUGAGUCUAUGUGGACUUUUAGAACGGUGUUGAAAGUCAACACAAUUCGGACAGCUUCAUUCAGUUCAGUGUGUGUCAGUGGGUUGUUCCUUGUUGUUUACUUAUAAAAUAAACAGGAUGUUUUUGGCUAUAUCCAUAUACACUACCAGUCAAAAGUUUGGACAUACCUACUCAUUCAAGGGUUUUUCUUUAUUUUUACUAUUUUUUACAUUGUAGAAUAAUAGUGAAGACAUCAAAACUAUGAAAUAACAUGUAGUAACCAAAAAAGUGUUAAACAAAUCAAAAUACACUACCGUUCAAAAGUUUGGAGUCACUUAGAAAUGUCCUUGUUUUCGAAAGAAAGGCAAUUUUUUUGUCCAUUAAUAUAACAUCAAAUUGAUCAGAAAUACAGUGUAGACAUUGUUAAUGUUGUAAAUGGCUAUUGUAGCUGGAAACGGCUGAUUUUUAAUGGAAUAGCUACAUAGGCGUACAGAGGCCCAUUAUCAGCAACCAUCAGUCCUGUGUUCCAAUGGCACGUUGUGUUUGCUAAUCCAAGUUCAUCAUUUUAAAAGGCUAAUUGAUCAUUAGAAAACCCUUUUGCAAUUAUGUUAGCACAGCUGAAAACUGUUGUGCUGAUUAAAGAAGCAAUAAAACUGGCCUUCUUGAGACUAGUUGAAUAUCUGGAGCAUCAGCAAUUGUGGGUUCGAUUACAGGCUCAAAAUGUCCACAAACAAAUAACUUUCUUCUGAAACUUGGCAGUCUGUUCUUGUUCUGAGAAAUGAAGGCUAUUCCAUGAGAGAAAUUGCCAAGAAACUGAAGAUCUCGUACAUAGCUGUGUACUACUCCCUUCACAGAACAGCGCAAACUGGCUCUAACCAGAAUAGAAAGAGGAGUGGGAGGCCCCGGUGCACAACUGAGCAAGAGGACAAAUACAUUAGAGUGUCUAGUUUGAGAAACCGACGCCUCACAGGUCCUCAACUGGCAGCUUCAUUAAAUAGUACCCCCAAAACACCAGUCUCAACGUCAACAGUGAAGAGGCGACUCCGGGAUGCUGACUUUCUAGGCAGAGUUGCAAAUACAAAGCCAUAUCUCAGACUGGCCAAUAAAAAGAAAAUAUUAAGAUGGGCAAAAGAACACAGAGACUGGACAGAGGAAGAUUGGAAAAUGUGUUAUGGACAGACAAAUCGAAGUUUGAAGUGUUCGGAUCACAAAGAAUAACAUUUGUGAGACGCAGACCAAAUGAAAAGAUGCUGGAGGAGUGCUGGAUGCCAUCUGUCAAGCAUGGUGGAGGCAAUGUGAUGGUCUGGGGGUGCUAUGGUGGUGGUCAAGUGGGAGAUUUGUACAGGGUAAAAGGGAUCCUGAAGAAGGAAGGCUAUCACUCCAUUUUGCAACGCCAUGCCAUACCCUGUGGAUGGUGCUUGAUUGGAGCCAAUUUCCUCCUACUUCAGAACAAUGACCCAAAGCACAGCUCCAAACUAUGCAUUAACUAUUUAGGGAAGAAGCAGUCAGCUGGUAUUCUGUCUAUAAUGGAGUGGCCAGCACAGUCACUGGAUCUCAACCCUGUUGUGCUGUUGUGGGAGCAGCUUGACCGUAUGGUACGUAAGAAGUGCCCAUCAAGCCAAUCCAAUUUGUGGGAGGUGCUUCAGGAAGCAUGGGGUGAAAUCUCUUCAGAUUACCUCAACAAAUGGACAACUAGAAUGCCAAAGGUCUGCAAGGCUAUAAUUGCUGCAAAUGGAGGAUUCUUUGACGAAAGCAAAGUUUGAAGGACACAAUUAUUAUUUCUAUUAAAAAUCAUUAUUUCUAACCUUGUCAUUAACUACAUUUCCUAUGCAUUUUGCUCUAUGUCCUAUUCAAACUCAUUUCAUGUAUGUUUUCAUGGAAAACAAGGACAUUUCUAAGUGACCCCAAACUUUUGAAUGGUAGUGUAAGUCAUAUCGCUUAGUCAGCCUUUAAGACACCAUGCAUAGGAACGUUAAACUGUGUCAUUUUAUGUCUCCUCCAGUGAACGUUAAGCUGUGUCAUUUUAUGUCUCCUCCAGUGAACGUUCAGCUGUGUCAUUUUAUGUCUCCUCCAGUGAACGUUAAGCUGUGUCAUUUUAUGUCUCCUCCAGUGAACGUUAAGCUGUGUCAUUAUAUGUCUCCUCCAGUGAACGUUAAACUGUGUCAUUUUAUGUCUCCUCCAGUGAACGUGGUGGAAGCUUUGCAAGAAUUCUGGCAGAUGAAGCAGUCAAGAGGGGCAGACCUCAGGAAUGGGGCGCUGGUGGUGUACGAGAUGGUCCCAUCAAACAACCCACCCUAUGUUUGCUACGUCAGUCUUCCAGGGGGAAGCUGCUUUGGAAGUUUCCAGGUGAGCUAACCUGUGGCCGUAGGCGUUCUCAAUAUAGUUGUUGGCACUAAAACGUUGGUUCGUGCCUCAGGUGGAAGGCUCCCUGUAUAGUAUCUCUGAGUUAGAGAAAGUGCUUGAAAGUUGUAUUUAUUAAUACCACUACAGUACAGUAUAAUAUAAUGUACAGUACAGUACAGUAUAAUGGUUUUGACAUUGUGUUGGUGUUGGUUAUCUCCUGAGUGGCGCAGUGGUCUAAGGCACUGCAUCGCAGUGCUAACUGUGCCACUAGAGAUCCUGGUUCGAAUCCAGGCUCUGUCGCAGCCGGCCGCGACCGGGAGACUCAUGGGCGGCGCACAAUUGGCCCAGCGUCGUCCAGGGUAGGGGAGGGAAUGGCCGGCAGGGAUGUAGCUCAGUUGAUAGAGCAUGGUGUUUGCAACGCCAGGGUUGUGGGUUCCAUUCCCACGGGGGGCCAGUAUAAAAAAAAAGAUGUAUUCACUAACUGUAAGUCGCUCUGGAUAAGAGCGUCUGCUAAAUGACUAAAAUGUAAAUGUUGGUGUAGCUUCAUGAAUUAGCCUAACUUCCCUAUAUGGCCAUAACAUUAAUGAUUUAUCCGACCAUACAACUCUACUCAUGCACAAACGCUCUCACCCAAAUCAAUUCUGCCAAUCUGACCUGAUCUCCUUUAGUACAUUGCCCCGGAUUUUCGGCUCAAAUGUCAAUCACUGGGAGCCUCUUCUCGACUGCCUUGAGAAAUGUCAAGUGAGAGCAAGAGAAAAAUUAGGCCUGGGUCAUGUUUAUUGGGGCACACUGUAGCAAAAUGUUGUGCAAAACAAUGUUUAUGUAGUGUCUUUGUUUGCAAACUUCUAACUGUGCACCCAUAUUCUGCUGGAAGCAUAUGACACUUAGCAGACACUUUUAUCCAAAGAGACUUACUGUACAGUGAGUGCAUACAUUUUCUGUAUGUAUAUGUGAUUCCUCUGAAUCAUGAAAAUUAGCGUUUCUUAUUAGAGAAGUCCAGGUAGUCCCUCCAAGUUUCAGUCCAUUUUCUUCCGUUUGGUGCCUUAUGAACAUGACCCGGAUGUUUCUGGGACUUACUGCUCACACUCUUCCCUUGUUUAUCUGAAUACUUCAAGAAUGUGUUAAACAAACGUCUUGAUAAAUCUGCCCUAAGCAACUAAUCAAGUUAAAAGGCAUCGUUGCAUGUUUUACAUAGUUUACAACUUGAGCAGAACAGUUGAAGUGUGUGUGUGUAUACAGUACCAAUAGAAAUGUAGAAAAUAGUAAAAAUAAAGAAAAACGCUUGAAUGAGUAGGUGUGUCCAAACCUUUGACUGGUAUUGUAUAUAUCAAGGUUUUAUUAUUAUUGGUUGGGCUUGUACACAUUCACAGCUAAUAGCUGAAUUGCAGUAUACAAAACAAAAGUACUGUUAGCUGAAGAAUAAAGAAAUGGAGAGCGAUAAGUCUCUAACUUCAGGCUGCUCUUGGUGAAUAGUAUAGUAUGUAUACUGGGAAUCCCAGAUUAAAGCAGUUUGCUGUCUCCCAUCAGGAUUACAAACCAAUAUUAUAUUCAAUAGCUAACCAUUGGCCAAUCUCAAAUAAUAAUCCCUGGAUCUGUAAAACACACCGCCACGUCAAUAACUCUAGGCUGUUGGGUCCAUCAAAAACAUGUUAGCAAGGUGUAGGACAGUGUUCUCCAACUGGCGGCCCGCGGGUGGUCUGAGUCUUGUUGAUGAUCCCUGGUGUAGAACCCUACUUGUAUUCAGGCUUAGCAUGAAAAAAAUCUAAUGAAAUUCAAGUUUAACUGAAUUCAGGAUAUAGGAAACCACAUUUGACUGUUGACAAGUUAAUUAUCUCAUCUAUGAACUUGUAUACAUAAUUGCAUACAGUACAAGCCAUAUUCCUAUCUUUGCUAAAUCAUCCACCAGUAUUAUUGAAAUAGUAAAGACUGCUUUAAUGUACAUUCUCUUUUUUUUCAAAUGUUAUUUUAAAUUCUAAAUCAUACUGUAAAUAUUAGCCAACUUGAGCAUUGUGCCUAGCAGAAUAUUCCAUGGGAGGAUGACAUGUUUUGCCAUUUCUUCCUCUCCUCGAAUUGGCUGGCUGCAAUGCAUACUGUGGUUGGAAACUCAUCUGGUGGGUGGCUCAUCUGGUUGUUAUUAGAGCCAAACAUUGAGCUUAGAAGGAGCCGUGAAACCCCUACCCACAUUCUCCCCCUCAUCCCAUUUGUACAGAGCCUCCUUUUCCUCUAUCCUUCCUAACUCUUUCUUUCUUUCUUUCUUUCUUUCUUUCUUUCUUUCUUUCUUUCUUUCUUUCUUUCUUUCUUUCUUUCUUUCUUUCUUUCUUUCUUUCUUUCUUUCUUUCUUUCUUUGAGGUAAUAGCAAUGAAGUGGAAGCAACGAUAUUACUUAGAAAAAAACAUGUCACUAUUAAAAUGCACUUCUGUAUGAUUUCCAGAAGAUCCAUACAAUAAUUUGACUUAACCAUCUUACAAAUAUGAUACUGCAUGUAUCCAUGUCUCACAGGGUCAUAACGUUAUAAUUUGUGCCAUAGGCUACAUAUAUUGUUUGGGGACCAUUCAGAAAAGUACUAAAUAUGCUUUACUUUCGGCAGUUUUGUCCAACCAAGGCUGAGGCAAGACGUAGUGCUGCCAAAAUCGCUCUGAUGAACUCGGUUUUCAACGAGCAUCCUUCCCGCCGCAUCACAGAUGACUUCAUUGAGAAGAGUGUAUGUGAGGCGCUGGCCUCCUUUAAUGUGAGUGCCUUUGAAUGUGUUUUUCAGAUAAAAUGACUGAUAUUAACAGAAGCAGUGAACACUGGUCUUUAAUAUAAUCUUUACUGUAGCUCUUAUUAAUUAAAAGGUCACGUCCUUAUGAGGGUAAGAUUUUAAUCUGAUUGGGCUCUUAAGGAGAAAAAGACUGGAUGAUUGGACUCUACUUGUCUUUUACAGGGAAACAGAGAAGAGGCAGACAACCCCAGCACAGGAAUCGGGGCGUUUCGCUUCAUGCUGGAGUCCAACAAAGGAAAGUCAAUGCUGGAGUUUCAGGUAAAUAGAGGAUGGAGGAACACAAAGUUGGAUUACUUGUAAUGAUACAGUGGAUGUAACUGCAAUGAUACUUAAGAAAAUGAAUAGGUUGGACUGUAUAUGAGGCUAGUUUAGGACUGUUACUGCCACUAACUAUGGGUAAUUACACAAAGCAGACAGAUAACUAUAUUCUCCUUUAGCUUUGUAUUUCCAGUUCAUAAAGAAAACCGGGAGUUAUUUCUGAGUGUUUAUCAAAGUUGGCUGGCUUAAUCACCUCUGCUUCAUGACAUACCAAUCUGGUUUCCCAGGUUGAAUGAAAAAAAGAAUACAGCCGAACCUGAUAAAUGCAACGGUAUAAGACUCAUGACCGCAUGAACUAAAGCAGAGCAUGCCAGUAUUGGGAGCAAAUAAAAUAAUGUACAUCAAUUGAACUGGGACUUGAGAACUGCAGCUCACUUAAACAGAGUUUGGACUCCAAAGUGCACUUAUCAGGAAUCAACUGUAGAUUUCAAGGACUAGAGUAUUAGACCCACUACAUGAAUGUGAGGACCAUCAUGCGUGAAGAAGAGAAUAGUAGCAGUAACCAUGUACAGUGCAUUCGGAAAGUAUUCAGACCCCUUGACUUUUUCCACAUUUUGUUACAUUACAGCCUUAUUCUAAAAUGGAUGAAAUUGUUAUUUUUCCUCAUCAAUCUACACACAAUACCCCAUAAUGACAAAGCAAAAACAGGUUUUUAGACAUUUUUGCAACUGUAUUAAAAAUAAAAAGCUGAAAUAUAACGUUUACAUAAGUAUUCAGACUCUUUACUCAGUACUUUGUUGAAGCACCUUUGGCAGCGAUUACAGCCUCGAGUCUUCUUGGGUAUGACGCUACAAGCUUGGCACACCUGUAUUUGAGGAGUUUCUCCCAUUCUUCUCUGCAGAUCCUCUCAAGCUCUGUCAGGUUGGAUGGGGAGCGUCACUGCACAGCUAUUUUCAGGUCUCUCAAGAGAUGUUUGAUCGGGUUCAAGUCCGGGCUCUGGCUGGGCCACUCAAGGACAUUCAGAGACUUGUGCUGAAGCCACUCCUGCCUUGUCUUGGCUGUGUGCUUAGGGUUGUUGUCCUGUUGGAAGGUGAACCUUUGCCUCAGUCUGAGGUCCUGAGUGCACUGGAGCAGGUUUUCAUCUUUCACUCGAUCCUGACUAGUCUCCCAGUUCCUGCCACUGAAAAACAUCCCCACAGCAUGAUGCUGCCACCACCAUGCUUCACCGUAGGGAUGGUGCCAGGUUUCCUCCAGACGUGACGCUUGGCAUUCAGGCCAAAGAGCUCAGUCUUGGUUUCAUCAGACCAGAGAAUCUUGUUUCUCAUGGUCUGAGAGUCCUUUAGGUGCCUUUUGGCAAACUCCAAGCGGGCUGUCAUGUGCUUCCGUCUGGCCACUACCAUAAAGGCCUGAUUAGUGGAGUGCUGCAGAGAUGGUUGUCCUUCUGGAAGAUUCUCUCAUCUCCACAGAGGAACUCUGGAGCUCCUUCAGAGUGACCAUCGUGUCCUUGGUCACCUCCCUGACCAAGGCCCUUCUCCCCGAUUGCUCAAUUUGGCCAGGCGGCCAGCUCUAGGAAGAGUCUCUGUGGUUCCAAACUUCUUCCAUUUAAGAAUGAUGGAGGCCACUGUGUUCUUGGGGACCUUCAAUGCUGCAGAAAUGUUUUGGUACCCUUCCCCAGAUCUGUGCCUUGACACAAUCCUGUCUUGGAGCUCUACAGACAAUUCCUUUGACCCCAUGGCUUGGUUUUUGCUCAGACAUGCACAUUCAACUGUGGGACCUUAUAUAGACAGGUGUGUGCCUUUCCAAAUCAUUUCCAAUCAAUUGAAUUUACCACAGGUGGACUCCAAUCAAGUUGUAGAAACAUCUCAAGGAUGAUCAAUGGAAACAGCAUAAACCUGAGCUCAAUUUCGAGUCUCAUAGCAAAGGGUCUGAAUACUUAAGUAAGGUAUUUCUGUUUUUUAUUUUUAAUAAAUGUGCUAACUUUUCUAAAAACCUGUUUUCGCUUUGUCUUUAUGGGGCACUGUGUGUAGAUUAAUGAGGGAAAAUAUUGAUUUAAUCCAUUUUAGAAUAAGGCUGUAACGUAACAAAAUGUGGGAAAAGUAAAGGGGUCUGAAUACUUUCCGAAUGCACUGUAUUCUCUGGGUUUUAAUUUUUUUUUAUUUUUUUUUAUUUAACCUUUAUUUAACCAGGUAAGCCAGUUGAGAACAAGUUCUCAUUUACAACUGCGACCUGGCCAAGAUAAAGCAAAGCAGUGCGAUAAAACCAAAAACACAGAGUUACAUAUGGGGUAAAAAAAAACAUAAAGUCAAAAAUACAACAGAAAAUAUAUAUACAGUGUGUGCAAAUGUAGCAAGUUAUGGAGGUAAGGCAAUAAAUAGGCUAUAGUGCAAAUUAAUUACAAUUAGUAUUAACACUGGAAUGCUAGAUGUGCAAGAGAUUAUGUGCAAAUAGAGAUACUGGGGUGCAAAAGAGCAAAAUAAAUAACAAUAUAGGGAUGAGGUAGUUGGCUGGGCUAAUUUCAGAUGGGCUGUGUACAGGUGCAGUGAUCGGUAAGGUGCUCUGACAACUGAUGCUUAAAGUUAGUGAGGGAGAUAAGAGUCUCCAGCUUCAGAUAUUUUUGCAGUUCGUUCCAGUCAUUGGCAGCAGAGAACUGGAAGGAAUGGCGGCCAAAGGAGGUGUUGGCUUUGGGAAUGACCAGUGAGAUAUACCUGCUGGAGCGCAGUCUACGGGUGGGUGCUGCUAUGGUGACCAAUGAGCUAAGAUAAGGCAGGGAAUUUGCCUAGCAGUGAUUUAUAGAUGGCCUGGAGCCAGUGGGUUUGACGACGAACAUGUAGUGAGGACCAGCCAACAAGAGCGUACAGGUCACAGUGGUGGGUAGUGUAUGGGGCUUUGGAGACAAAACGGAUGACACUGUGAUAGACUACAUCCAAUUUGCUGAGUAGAGUGUUGGAGGCUAUUUUGUAAAUGACAUCGCCGAAGUCAAGGAUCGGUAGGAUAGUCAGUUUUACGAGUUCUAGGAAUUGCCUAUGAGAGCAUGUGGGUCUGGCAAACAAAUUUGGACUGUAUUGCUGGCCUCCAGUCUUUCAUUGUUUGUCAUCCAUAUCCACUGAUCUAAUGCAUGGAUUGGUCUUUGCCAAACUACAGCUCAUGAUUUAGGGUUCUACACAAUGCAAACAAAUGAAUGCUAGCUGUAGACCUUUCUCCUUCUUAGCUUCCCCUAAAAAAAUCCUUAAAUCUUGCGACUUUGACAUUAAUAACUCGCUUUCUUGCGAUGACAAUCAAACUUGAAAUUGUGCUUUCUGCCAGACUGUGCUCUCCAUCAGUGCAGGCACACACAAAAAUGCUUCUUGUCGAUGCUGAACUGUGUUUUUCUUUCAGGAAUUGAUGACAGUCUUUCAGCUACUGCACUGGAAUGGAAGCCUGAAGGCCAUGAGAGAGAGACAAUGCUCCCGUCAAGUAAGAUCUCAUUUGGAUAAGAGUACUGAUUUAAAGGUCCAAUGCAGCCGUUUUUAUCUCAGUAUCAAAUUAUUUCUGGGUAACAAUUAAGUACCCUACUGUGAUUGUUUUCAAUUAAAAUGGUAAAAAAUAAACCAAAAUAGCUUCUUAGCAAAGGGCGAUUUCUCAAUCAAGAAUUUAGCUUGGACUGUCUGAGUGUGGAGGGGAAUACUGAAAAUUAUCUGUUAUUGGCAGAGAGGUUUGGAACUCUUUCUUAUUUGUCUACUAACUAGUUUACCGCUUGGUGAUGUUACCAUGGAAGGCCAAAACUCCAUCCCACAAAAACAGGCAGAAAUGUCAUGCGGUCUUUUCAAACAGCUCUUACACUAAAAGGGCAUUAUCAUCAUUGUCACAAUUUCACAGUAUUAUUCCAACCUCAUAGUGUGUAAAUAUACACUUAGUGGCCAGUUUAUUAGGUACACCACCCUGUUCACGAGAAUGGUUCGCUCCUACAGACAGUGAGUCACUUGGCCGUGGCUUGCUAUAUAAAGCAGGCAGACAGGCAUCGAGGCAUUCAAUUGCUGUUCGAUAGAAUGUUAGAAUGGGCAAAACAAGUGAUCUAAGCGACUUUGAGCGUGGUAUGAUCAUCGGUGCCAGGCACAUCGGUUCCAGUUCCUCUGAAACGUCCGGCCUCCUGGGCUUUUCAUGCACGACAGUGUCUAGGGUUUUCCCGAGAAUAGUGUGAGAAGCAAAAACAUCCAGUCAGCGGCAGUCCUGUGGGCGAAAACAGCUUGUUGAUGAGAGGUCGAAGGAGAAUGGCAAGAAUAGUGCAAGGUAACAGGUGGGCCACAAACAAAUAGUCUGGGUAGCCAAUGCAAAUAGUCAGGGUAGCCAUUUGAUUAGAUGUUCAGGAGUCUUAUGGCUUGGGGGUAGAAGCUGUUUAGAAGCCUCUUGGACCUAGACUUGGCGGUCUGGUACCACUUGCCGUGCGGUAGUAGAGAGAACAGUCUAUGGACUAGUGUGGCUGGAGUCUUUGACAAUUUUUAGGCCAUUCCUCUGACACUGCCUGGUAUAGAGGUCCUGGAUGGCAGGAAGCUUGGCCCCAGAGAUGUACUGGGCCGUACGUACUACCCUCUGUAGUGCCUUGCGGUUGGAGGCCGAGCAGUUGCCAUACCAGGCAGUGAUGCAACCAGUCAGGAUGCUCUCGAUGGUGCAGCUAUAGAACCUUUUGAGGAUCUGAGGACCCAUGCCAAAUCUUUUCAGUCUCCUUAGGGGGAAUAGGUUUUGUCGUGCCCUCUUCACAACUGUCUUGGUGUGCUUGGACAAUGUUAGUUUGUUGGUGAUUUGGACACCAAGGAACUUGAAGCUCUCAACCUGCUCCACUACAGCCCUGUCGAUGAGAAUGGGGGCGUGCUCGGUCCUCUUCUUUUUCCUGUAGUCCACAAUCAUCUCCUUUGUCUUGAUCACGUUGAGGGAGAGGUUGUUGUCCUGGCACCACACGGCCAGGUCUCUGACCUCCUCCCUAUAGGCUGUCUCGUCGUUAGGCAGGUUACCUUAGUGUUCUUGGGCACAGGGACUAUGGUGGUCUGCUUGAAACGUUGGUAUUACAGAUUCAGACAGGGAGAGGUUGAAAAUGUCAGUGAAGACACUUGUCAUUUGUCAGCGCAUGCUCGGAGUACACGUCCUGGUAAUCCUUCUGGCCCUGCGGCCAUGUGAAUGUUGACCUGUUUAAAGGUCUUGCUCACAUCGGCUACGGAGAGCGUGAUCACACAGUCGUCCGGAACAGCUGAUGCUCUCAUGCAUGUUUCAGUGUAACUUGCCUCGAAGCGAGCAUAGAAGUAAUUUAGCUCGUCUGGUAGGCUUGUGUCACUGGGCAGCUCGCGGCUGUGCUUCCCUUUGUAGUCUGUAAUAGUUUGCAAGCCCUGCCACAUCCGACGAGCGUCGGAGCCGGUGUAGUACGAUUCGAUCUUAGUCCUGUAUUGACGCUUUGCCUGUUUGAUGGUUCGUCGGAGGGCUUAGCGGGAUUUCUUAUAAGCUUCCGGGUUAGAGUCCCACUCCUUGAAAGCGGCAUCUCUACCCUUUAGCCCAGUGCGAAUGUUGCUUGUAAUCCAUGGCUUCUGGUUGGGGUAUGUACGUACAGUCACUGUGGGGACGACGUCAUCAAUGCACUUAUUGAUGAAGCCAUUGACUGAUGUGGUGUACUCCUCAAUGCCAUCGGAAGAAUCCCGGAACAUAUUCCAGUCUGUGCUAGCAAAACAGUCCUGUAGCUUAGCAUCUGCUUCAUCUGACAAUUUUUUUAUUGCCCGAGUCACUGGUGCUUCCUGCUUUAGUUUUUGCUUGUAAGCAGGAAUCAGGAGGGUAGAAUUAUGGUCAGAUUUGCCAAAUGGAGGGCGAGGGAGAGCUUUGUACGUGUCUCUGUGUGUGGAGUAAAGGUGGUCUAGAGUUUUUUCCCUCUGGUUGCACAUUUAACAUGCUGGUAGAAAUGAGGUAAAACGGAUUUAAGUUUCCCUGUAUUAAAGUCCCCGGUCACUAGAAGCGCCGCCUCUGGAUGAGCGUUUUCUUGUUUGCUUAUGGCCGUAUACAGUUCAUUAAGUGCGGUCUUAGUGCCAGCAUCGGUUUGUGGUGGUAAAUAGACAGCUACGAGGAAUAUAGAUGAAAACUCUCUUGGUAGAUAGUAUCAUGAGAUACUCUAACUCUGGUGAGCAAAACCUCAAGACUUCCUUAGAUAUCGUGCACCAGCUGUUGUUUACAAAUAUACAUAGACCGCCACCCCUUGUCUUACCAGAGGCUGCUGUUCUAUCCUGCCGAUACAGUGUAUAACCCGCCAGCUGUAUGUUAUUCAUGUCUUUGUUCAGAAACGACUCUGUGAAACAUAAGAUGUUACAGUUUUUAAUGUCCCGUUGGUAGGAUAUACAUGCCUGUAGUUCGUCCACUUUAUUAUCAAGCAAUUGUAAGUUGGCUAAUAGUAUCGAUGGCAAAGGCAGAUUAGCCACUCGUCGCCGGCUCCUUACCAGGCACCCCGAUCUCCUUCCGCAAUAUCUCCUUUUCUUUCUACUGCGAGUGACGGAGAUGAGGGCCCUGUCGGGUGUCUGGAGCAAAUCCCUCUCGUCCGACUCAAUAAAGAACAAUUAUUUGUCCAGUUCAAGGUGAGUAAUCGCUGUUCUGAUGUCCAGAAGCUCUUUUCGGUCAUAAGAGAAGGUAGCAGCAACAUCAUGUACAAAAUAAGUUAUAAACAAUGCGGAAAAAACACACAAAAUAGCACGGUUGGUUAAGAGUCCAUAAAACAGCAGCCAUCCCCUCCGGCGCCAUUAACCAUCAUGAAGUGCAUCAAGAGUCUGGUCAUGGCCCACAUCAAGGCCAGCAUGCCAGGCACACUGGACCCACUCCAAUUUGCCUACCGCUCCAACAGAUCCACGGAAGAUGCCAUUUCCAUCACAAUUCACAUGGCCGUAACACAUCUGUACAAGAGGAACACCUACUGUAUGUGAGAAUGCUGUUAAUUGACUACAGUUCAGCAUUCAACACUAUUGUUCCCUCCAAGCUUGACACUACCCUCUGCAACUGGAUCCUGGACUUCCUGACGGGCAGGCCACAGGCUGUGAAGAUUGGCAACACCUCGUCCACACUGACUCUUAAUACAGGGGCCACCCAGGAGUGUAUCAUCCGUCCUCUGCUGUACUCCCUGUUCACCCACAACUGCAUGGCUUUGUACGACACCAACUCCAUCAUCAAGUUUGCUGAUGACAUAACGGUUGUAGGCCUGAUAACCAACAUUGACGAGUCAGCCUGUAGGGAGGAGGUAAGUAAACUGUCAUUGUGGUGACACUCACCUGGUGUAAAGGAAGGAAAAUAUAACUCAAUCAUAACUUAAACUCCUCUGUUCAGUUUCAGCAACAGAAUAACUGAUCAAACUAAAGAUUUAUUGGAGAGCAAAAAACAAUAAUUUGUCUGACAGUUUCCAUUAAAUCCCUCAUACCUAUGGAGGGAUUCCGUUCCAGGCAGAGUCGGGUGACCUCAAUGUUUGUGUGCAGUCCUCAUUAUCUCAUGCAUCUUACAUACAGAAACUACAUUUAAGGCAUCAAUAUGAGCCUUGAUUAGUUUGAUAAAAGUUUGUACUUUUUUUAAACUAGAGUUUAAAGCAUUUUUCUUUAACUUCAUCUGAUCUCAAACAUAAAAAUAUUCAGGCUCUAUGCACACAACUUUUAAGAUGAAAUCCCUCACCCUUCAUGUUUGCUAAUAUAAAAAUGGCAGCUUUCUGACAUAGUUGUUGCAGUAUGGGGGUCAAUUCAGGCAACUUCCAAUUUAUGAAAUAAAUAUUAAUUCACCUCAAUAAUCACAUUUGUGCCUCAACCCUGGCUUUUGCCAAUCUACUCCAUUCAGAUCUGAAGUCGAAGAGGAGGAAGAGCAGCCAGCAACUCCACGAUUUGGAUAGAUAAGACUCAGUUGUAUUCUGUUUUUCUACGGUUACAGAGUGCUCUCGCCCUGUGUGUCCCUUGACUGAUUAGGUAUUCUCUUUGGUCUGGCGUUAUGCCUUUCAUCUCAAUGGUUAAGGAGAGGGGCUGAGCCACUGGAGUAAUUAGCUCUCCCAGACGUCUCACAUUCCUCAUGUGAAGUGACGCUAUUGCUGGCCAUGCAGCUUGCUUAUUGUGCACAAAAGUUGUGGUUCCAUGUCGUUUCAAAUCCAGGCAUUUCAGGAUCAUUCAACAUAAUCUGGAACUCAAUCAAACCUGCACUGCUAGGAAACCAGUACUAUUGAAAAAUAUAAUGAUUUAAUGGAGCACUUCCGCUUCCUACCCAGCUAGCCUGUAUUUCUAAUGAUCAUGGCCGUGGCGUGAAUAAGGUCCAUUUCGGCCUGACAAAUUUUGGUAUUUGCUUUCCCCUAACAGGAAGUGCUGGCUCACUACUCCCAUCGGGCGCUGGAUGAUGACAUGCGUACCCAAAUGGCUGCUGAUUGGGUGAACCGGGAGCAAGGCGUGGCUGGCACCAUCGCCCAGGAGGUGGCGGCAACAGAUCGAGAACUUGAGGAAGCCAGGCUGGCUGGCCGAGAGCUGCGCUUCCACAAGGAAAAGAAGGACAUCCUGAUGCUGGCUGUUGGCCAACUGGGUGCAGCCAACAAUGCCACCCUGCCUUCAACCUGCUAGGUAUACGCUGGAUUACAUCCCCAUAACUUGAUUCACUUCUAUCUUCCCACAUUGACUUCCCCCUCGUGAUUCUCAAAAGUCUGCAUAGGUGUGGAAACAUUAUAGUAACUCUGCAUAGCUUCCACCAUAUGGCUUUUACCUAUUCAGUCCGUUCGGAGUCAAGGGCAGAUGGAAGGAAGUUGGUUGUCAGUUUGGAAUCUGGCCAUAGAGAUGGAAUGAGUCACAGGGGCCAAUACCAUUGAUUGGAUAGAGGCUAUCAAGGCAGCCAUCUAGGAGCUUUGAAUGAUAAAACAGUUAGUGUUCUUAGAUAUUUUUCCAGCCCAGUGCUAAUACACCUGAUUAAGCUAAUGAAAGUCUUGACAAUAAGUUGAUUAGUUGAAUCAGAUAUGUUAGCGCUGGUUUAGAACAAAAUCUUGCAGAUGCUAUAGGUCUUCAGGACCAGGAUUGAAGAAUUCUGUUACACAAAAGUUUAAGUAAUUGAGGUCAUUUUGUGCUGCCAUAUUAUUGGGUUUGUGUUAAUCACAUGGAAUAAUGAACUGUUACCAUUCCUCUCAUUCCUUUUCUAUGCUUGUAGACAACUCUACCACAUUUGUGGAAUUAAAGCCCAGGACCUGCCUUUGCUAAUGAUUGUACAGGACAUAAUCUCAAGGAUAUUGUCACAGAAAGAUCUUACACACCAAAAUAGACCAAUGUCUGUUGCUUAAACAUGAUCUAUCGCGCUAGAUUUUCUGCAUGAAGGACUUUUGAAAGUUAUUUGAACAUGACAUAGUUUAAGCACAUACAGUUCCAGUCAAAAGUUUGGACACACCUACU
This is a messenger RNA of Coregonus sp. 'balchen', 15636 nucleotides long. The record is from the annotation of a GenBank genome assembly. NCBI's taxonomy places the organism in Eukaryota, Metazoa, Chordata, Actinopteri, Salmoniformes, Salmonidae.